AUGGCAACUUAUUCAUCCAUUGAAGUUGAACCACCAAUUGAAACUCCAACUCUAUCACCAACUAAAACUCCAACUGAAACUCCAACACAAUCACCAACUGAAUCACCAACUCUAUCACCUACUGGAUCACCAACUGAAUCACCAACACUAUCACCAACUCUAUCACCAACCGAAACACCAACUCAAACACCAUCUGAAACACCAACUCAAACACCAACUCUAUCACCAAUUUAA
Molecule: messenger RNA, 234 nt
Organism: Dictyostelium discoideum AX4
Lineage: Eukaryota; Evosea; Eumycetozoa; Dictyosteliales; Dictyosteliaceae
Exons: 1
Coding region: 1-234 (77 amino acids)
Source: RefSeq, a predicted model, not a curated record